Lactuca sativa (garden lettuce) is the source of this 939-nucleotide messenger RNA. RefSeq lists its product as uncharacterized. The record is from RefSeq and is a predicted model, not a curated record. Lineage: Eukaryota; Viridiplantae; Streptophyta; Magnoliopsida; Asterales; Asteraceae.
AUGAAUGGGAUUGAGUGCACAUCUUUUCACAAUGUUGCACAAAAAUCAUGUGAUGAUUUGUUAAAUGAGGCGCAUGAUAUACAAAAUGUAUUUGAGACAUUUACAGAAGAAGAACGUACAAAUAAUAGAUUGAGAUUGAAGGCUACUAUUUAUACAGUCUGUUUGUGUGCCUUUCAAGGAAUUGCAUAUAGAGGUCAUGAUGAAGGAUCAGAUUCCAUAAACAAAGGAAAUUUUCGUGAAAUCUUGAAGGGAAUUGGCUAUUUUAACAUAGAGAUGGAAGAAUUGUUCCGUACUGCUCCUAAACAUGCAUUAUAUACAUCACCAUCAAUUCAAAAAGAGAUUCUAAACCUUAUAUCAACUAGGGUGAGGAGGAUGAUUUGUGAGGAGAUUAAUGGUGGAAAAUUUUGUUUAGUUGUUGAUGAAGCACGCGACCAGUCUAAUAAAGAACAAAUGUCAAUUGUUUUGAGAUUUUUUAAUAAAGAUGGCUUUAUUAUGGAGCAUUUCUUUGGGCUUGUUCAUGUACCCGACACUACAUCACAAACUCUUAAAAAUGCAAUUUAUUCUGUAUUAUCACGUAAUAAUCUUGAUCUUAAGUCAAUCCGUGGUCAAGGGUAUGAUGGUGCAAGCAAUAUGCGAGGUCAUUUCAAGGGUUUGCAAGCAUUGAUUUCAACUGACUGUCCAUAUGCGUAUUAUGUUCAUUGUUUUGCCCAUCGAUUACAAUUAGCCUUAAUGGCUGCUUCACAAGGAGUUGUUGCAUUAAAAAAGUUUUUUACUCGAUUAUCUUUUGUUAUCAAUGUUGUUGGUGCUUCCUCCAAGCGUACCGACCAACUUAGAGAUGCACAAGCUGAGGAAAUUGCAUAUAAGACUUAUGUUGAUGAGUUAGAGACAGGUAAAGGUCUUAAUCAAAUUGCUACAUUACAACGAGCUGGUGAUACUUGA